AUGGCUUCAAUAUUACCAAAACCAAAUAAAACGCGUUUAGCACAAUUAGCGGAAUUAUCAGCUAAAAUUUUUAAUAAUGUAUACAAUCCAAAGGGGGAAAGAACAGGAAACAAAAUACUUCGUCAGAAACUUAUAGGUCCUACGAUAGUUGAAUGGUAUCCGAAAAGAAUAAUAACUUUACGUAAAAUUACUGAUAUGUUUCCAAGCAUGAAAUUAGUUGAUCAAGAAGAAAAAUUACGGUUGGAAGAAAUUGCUAAGAGAAAGAAACGUGGUAAAGGUGCGCCAAAAAAAGGUAAAGGAAAGAAUGCUUCUCUUGCAAAGAAGAGAAAAUAA
Funneliformis mosseae is the source of this 333-nucleotide messenger RNA. The record is from the annotation of a GenBank genome assembly. Lineage: Eukaryota; Fungi; Glomeromycota; Glomeromycetes; Glomerales; Glomeraceae.